Messenger RNA from Closterium sp. Naga37s-1, 810 nucleotides. The record is from the annotation of a GenBank genome assembly. Lineage: Eukaryota; Viridiplantae; Streptophyta; Zygnematophyceae; Desmidiales; Closteriaceae.
AUGAACUCAUACACGAGGAUCUGCUCUGCUCCAUGCGCCGCGUGGCCGAGCCGUCUUUUGAGGCGCCUCAACCUCCAUAUGCCCCAUGCCCCACACCACAGCCACGACACAAGCCACACACCCCAAGUGCACGCACGCACCUUUCCCGAUCCAGUGGUCAAGGUCGCUCAAGCUCAGGCGCCCUCCUCCUCCUCCUCCUCCUCCUCCUCCUCCUCCUCCACCUCCUCCUCCUCCUCCUCCUCCUCCUCCUCCUCCUCCUCCUCCUCCUCCUCCUCCUCCUCCUCCUCCUCCUCCUCCUCCUCCUCCUCCUCCUUCUUCUUCUUCUUCUACUUCUGCCGGCGCCACCACCGGCAGAACCAAAAGGAGGAGAAGAAGAAGAAGAAGAAGAAGAAGGAGGAGGAGGAGGAGGAGGAGGAGGAGGAGGAGGAGGAGGAGGAGGAGGAGGAGGAGGAGGAGGAGGAGGAGGAGGAGGAGGAGGAGGAGGAGGAGGAGGAGGAGGAGGAGGAGGAGGAGGAGGAGGAGGAGGAGGAGGAGGAGGAGGAGGAGGAGGAGGAGGAGGAGGAGGAGGAGGAGGAGGAGGAGGAGGAGGAGGAGGAGGAGGGAGGAGGAGGAGGAGGAGGAGGAGGAGGAGGAGGAGGAGGAGGAGGAGGAGGAGGAGGAGGAGGAGGAGGAGGAGGAGGAGGAGGAGGAGGAGGAGGAGGAGGAGGAGGAGGAGGAGGAAGAAGAAGAAGAAGAAGAAGAAGAAGAAGAAGAAGAAGAAGAAGAAGAAGAAGAAGAAGAGAAGAGCCAGCAGAAGCAGCGAUGCGAUGA